Zophobas morio is the source of this 1327-nucleotide messenger RNA. RefSeq names its product aldo-keto reductase family 1 member C13-like. Gene Ontology annotation, molecular function: oxidoreductase activity. NCBI's taxonomy places the organism in Eukaryota, Metazoa, Arthropoda, Insecta, Coleoptera, Tenebrionidae. Bases 244 to 1233 code for a protein of 329 amino acids. The record is from RefSeq and is a predicted model, not a curated record. The transcript has 6 exons.
AAUCAUCUAAAAUUUAAAUACGAUAUAUUGGUUAGGUAUAGUUAGUUUCGAAGUAGCAGCAUAUGAGAACGCCGAAUUAAUGUAAACAAAACUAUUGCACAAUAAUUAGUAAUCUAAAUAUAAUCGAUAAAUCAAAUUGAAAACAAAUCUAUGGUACUUGGCCACUCGACUUUUAUCUGACCUUCACCAUAAUAUAAAAAGCGAUAAUUCGUACUUGUGACUAAAUUUUACCCUAACGCUAGUAUGGCAGCAAAAAUAUACUUAACACUACCUUGUGGUCAAAAAAUGCCCGGACUCGGACUAGGGACCUUUGAUACAAAUGAAGAAACCGAAGCUGCUGUCAAUACAGCUCUAGAACUUGGUUAUCGUCACAUAGACACUGCUUUCGUCUACGACAGCGAAAACGGCAUUGGACGUGCGCUAAACCAAUGGAUAUCUUCCGGAAAAGUGAAAAGAGAAGAUUUAUUCAUUACAACCAAACUUCCAAUGGUUGGAGUCCAUCCAGAUCGUGUAGAGAUGUUCAUGAAAAAAUCACUAGAAAGUCUGCAGCUAGAUUAUGUAGAUUUGUAUUUAAUCCAUUUCCCCGUUGGUUGCAAACUUAAAGAAGGAACUGGAUGGCCUUAUCUUGAAGAAAACGGUGAAACUGCAGUCGAAGGAAAAACAGACCAUGUGGCUCUUUGGAAGAAAAUGGAAGAGCAAGUUGAUGCCGGACGUACCAAGAAUAUAGGUUUGUCAAACUACAACAUCUCCCAAAUCACCACAGUUCUCAAAUCCGCAAGGAUCAAACCAGCCUGUUUACAAGUAGAACUUAACGUAUAUCUACAACAACGCGAACUCGUAGAUUUUUGCAAAAAGAAUGGAAUUGCAAAUGUUGCCUAUUUUCCUUUAGUUAAUCCAAGUUACAAUAAUUUCCUAACGCGAAUAGGACAAGAACCCAAACAAAUGCCCAAUCUCUUGGGCGAUCCAGAAGUUGUCAAAAUUGCUCAAAAACACUCAAAAUCGCCAGCACAGAUCGUUUUGAGGUUUCUUGUACAAAUAGGUGUAGCACCGAUACCAAAAAGUGUAAUACGGCAACAACUUGUAGAGAAUAUUAGUAUUUUUGAUUUUAAUUUGGACGAGGGUGAUAUGAAGAUUUUGCGCGGACUAGAUAAGGGAGAACCAGCACGAAUGGCCAGAUUUGAAAUAUUUAAAGGGGUUGAUAAACACCCAGAUUAUCCUUUUCCAGAAGAGUGAAACUGCAAGGUAAAACUCAUCAAGAUGACUAAUAAUUAUAAAUACGUUGUUAUAUUAAUUGUCGUGAUGGCAUUGAAUAUAUCGCUUUUGCAAA